AAUUCCUGAGGAAACGCCAUUUUCUUGGUCGCAUCGGAAAUGGAUAAAUGGCGAAUACCAGAACGACACCUGUACUUUAACGAUUCGCCUACUCCCCGGAAAUCGUCUCCCAUAAUUCCUUCAACCAAGGGAAUAUUAUCAUAUCACUCCAAUAAUAAAUUCCUACACCACAACUUUUCUCUCUCUGUAUAUGCUGAUCAUCGUCUCCGACGGCGGUGAUUCGGGAUGUCGGAGUCGGAGUCGGAUUCAGAGGUGUUCGACGCUGCGGCUGCGACGGAGUUGGUGAAGAAACUGAGACGUAGUUUUACUACAGGAACGACUCGGAGCUAUGAGUGGAGAGUGUCGCAGCUUGAGAGUCUCUUAAAGCUCAGCCUUGAGCAUGAGGAAGAUCUCUGCAAUGCUCUUCACUCUGACCUUUCGAAGCCUGUAUUGGAAUCCAUCGUUCAUGAGAUAGCUCUAUUAAAAGGUUCGUGUAAAUUGGCACUUAAAGAACUCAGGCGUUGGAUGGCUCCAGAAAAGGUUAAAUCUUCAAUUACCGUAUUUCCUUCGUCUGCUGCAAUUGUACCAGAACCUUUUGGUGUUGUCCUAAUCAUUUCAGCUUGGAAUUAUCCAUUCUUGUUAUCUCUCGAUCCUGUUGUUGGAGCAAUAGCAGCUGGUAAUGCUGUGGUUCUGAAGCCAUCAGAAAUUUCCCCAAGAACAUCAUCUCUGAUGGCAAAACUUUUAGAGAAAUAUUUGGAUACUUCUGCUGUAAAAGUUGUUGAGGGUGCUGUUCCCGAAACUAAUGCUUUGCUGGAGCAAAAGUGGGACAAAAUAUUUUACACAGGCAAUGGAAGAGUGGGGCGCAUAGUGAUGGCAGCUGCUGCCAAGCAUCUUACGCCAGUUGUAUUAGAGCUUGGAGGAAAAUCUCCCGUAGUAGUAGAUUCAGAUAUCAAUUUACAGGUUGCGAGUAGGCGGAUUAUAGCUGGCAAGUGGGGUUGUAACAAUGGACAAGCAUGCAUUGCUCCAGAUUAUAUCAUAACUACCAAAGAAUUUGCUCCAAAAUUGGUGGAGUGUAUGAGACAAGAACUGGAGAAUUUUUACGGAAAGAAUCCCUUGGAAACUAAAGAUUUAUCUCGCAUUGUGAAUGCUAACCACUUUGAUCGCUUGACAAGGCUCUUAGAUGAUGAUAAAAUUUCUGGCAAGAUUGUGCAUGGAGGCGAAAAGGACAAAUCCAAGCUGCAGAUAGCUCCCACCCUCUUAUUGGAUGUUCCUCGAGACUCACUAAUCAUGACGGAGGAGAUAUUUGGUCCCUUACUUCCUAUUCUCACGGUCGACAAAGUGGAGGACAGCUUUGACAUAGUGAACUCGGGCACAAAGCCACUUGCAGCAUAUUUAUUUACCAACAACAAGAAGCUCAAGGAACGAUUCGUGGCUUGUAUCUCUGCAGGGGGCGUGGCCAUUAAUGAGACCGCCCUACAUCUGACGAUUAGCACACUACCGUUCGGAGGAGUUGGGGAGAGCGGAAUGGGAGCUUACCAUGGGAAAUUCUCCUUUGAUGCAUUUAGCCAUAAGAAGGCUGUUCUUUAUCGAAGUUUCGCAGGGGAUGCACCGAUGAGAUACCCGCCAUACACGAAGGGAAAGCUGAGAAUUCUCAAGGCUCUUCUUGGAGGUGGCAUAUUGGGACUCAUUCGUGCUUUACUUGGUUGGUCAUAAGCAUUGCCACCUUAUCGCACUUUGUAACUUCUUCUUUAUUUAUGUGUUCUUUCCUUCAUGCUUCCCUUUCAACUUUCUUUUUCCUAUCUUUUGUAUUCAAAUUUGUGCCAUAUUUACUCAAUCAGUAGCACUUUGGUUGGAAUUGUAUAAUUAAUGAGAAAACUGAGAAGUAUAUUCAAUAAAAUCAUUCUUGUAGAAA
Molecule: messenger RNA, 1891 nt
Organism: Cucumis melo (muskmelon)
Lineage: Eukaryota; Viridiplantae; Streptophyta; Magnoliopsida; Cucurbitales; Cucurbitaceae
Product: aldehyde dehydrogenase family 3 member H1
Exons: 10
Coding region: 226-1692 (488 amino acids)
Biological process (GO): aldehyde metabolic process
Cellular component (GO): cytoplasm
Molecular function (GO): aldehyde dehydrogenase (NAD+) activity
Source: RefSeq, a predicted model, not a curated record